This is a messenger RNA of Aspergillus mulundensis, 1413 nucleotides long. RefSeq lists its product as uncharacterized. The transcript has 2 exons. Lineage: Eukaryota; Fungi; Ascomycota; Eurotiomycetes; Eurotiales; Aspergillaceae. The record is from RefSeq and is a predicted model, not a curated record. Bases 1 to 1413 code for a protein of 470 amino acids.
AUGAAUCUCAACAAACGACAAACCUGCCGUGUUGGGGAAGUCAAGGACUGGAUUUCCGGGAGUUUCAACGUAUGCAUACCAGUUGACAUUGACGGGCAGGAUGGCAAUGCAUCGAAGCGGGUUCUCAUUAGAUUUCCUUUGCCCUACAAGGUAGGGGAAAGCCAACACCCUGGCAAUGCAGACGAGAAGCUUCGCUGCGAGGCCGCGACUUUCAUCUGGAUUCAGCAGAACUGUCCGUCUGUCCCAAUACCUCGAUUAUGGGGGUUCGCGUUUGCACAAGGCCCAUGCUUCACUGCGAUUGAGCACAUUCCCUUCUUGGGCCGAUUGAAAUGGUAUUUUCAUCGUGUGGUAUCUUCUGUAUUUGGCUAUCCGCCUCGAUCACCUUACUUGCCUCGAAAGUGUUCAUUUAGCCUAACAUCCGGAUAUCUGCUCAUGGAUCAUGUCGGAAGCACUGGAACUGCGAUGCUUUCUGAAUCUUGGGAUAAGCUACGCCACGACCGAGCGCGCAGAACCAACCUUUUUCGCGGGCUGAGUCGGAUUAUCCUAUCCUUCGCUCAGUUCCCCUUUGACCGCAUCGGAUCUCUAACAUUGAACGAUCAAGGCAUCAUCACACUCACUAAUCGCCCUCUAACGCUUCGUCUCCAUCAUAUAGAAAACGAGGCUGUCCCCACCGAUAUAGACAGGGAUCUGACGUAUUCAACAAGCGAUAGCUAUUUCAUGGACUUGCUCUCCUGUCACGACAGCCGGUUGCGCCACGCUCCGAAUUCAAUACGGGAUAAGGCCGAUGGUGAAGCCCAGCUGUCAACUCUGACCAUUAUGCGAGCUCUGCUGCCACAUUAUUCCUGCCGCAAUUACAGACGUGGACCGUUUAUUAUGACUUUAACAGAUCUACAUCAGAGUAAUAUCUUUGUCGACAGUGACUGGAACGUCAACGCACUUGUUGAUCUGGAGUGGGCAUGUUCCCAACCGGUCGAGAUGCUGCAUCCGCCCUACUGGCUUACUAGUCGUGGGGUGGACCAGCUAUAUAAAGGCGAGCAUCUCGAUGCCUUCAGCAAAGUCCAUGCUGAAUUCCUGGGUAUAUUUGAGGAGGAAGAACAAGCUUAUUCUCAAGCUGGGAACAAAACCCUUGGUCUCACAAACAUCAUGCGGAGGGGCUGGGAAAUCGGCAGCUUCUGGUACUUUCACGCCCUUGAAACACCCAAAGGUCUGUAUAAUAUCUUCCUAGAGCACAUACAACCGAGAUUCGCGAAGCUGGAUGAUGCGGGGAUGGUGCAGUUUGAACAGACCGUCUCGCCAUAUUGGGCACCGGAUGUACAAGGUUUCCUUGACAACAAAAUGAAGGAUAAACGAAUAUAUGAAGGUCGUCUUCGUGACGCCUUCGCGGCGGCCACCGAAGAAAACACUCAAGUCUGA